AUGUUUCGUUGUGGCGUGCUCCUGCAGCUCGCCCUUUACUCCGUGGCGGAGGAGCUCGGGACGGAGACAUGUGCCCCUGGAACUCGACGACACCCAAGCUUUCCUCCUUUCGAUCUCAGCCACGGCGAGACGGCCGCAUGGUUCAAGAAGAACCUGCCUGCGCUGCCACCUCCGCCGACGAUGACUGCCGAGGAAAAGAUGUACGCACGAUGGUCUGCUGCUGAGUACAUCUCUGCCCGCAGGGCGGGUAAAGUGACCUGCGAGGAGUAUGCUGCUGCUCUGACUAAAAGAGCGCGCCACUACAAAAGCAUGAACCAGUUCAUGAACUGGGACAAUGAUCCUGAUUGGCCCGAGCGUGUGCUGGCUGCUGCAAGAAAGAUGGAUGCCAAAGCAAAGGCCGAAGGCAUCACGUCCAUCGCUCCACUUUAUGGCUUGCCCAUCCCUAUGAAAGGCACCAUGGCCACGAAGGAUUUCAUCUCCUCCGCAGGUGUGGGGAUUCUACAUGACUUUCGAGCCAAGGAUGAUGCGGAGUUCAUCAAGAUCGUGAUUGAUAAGAAUGGCCUUGUCUUCGGCAAGACCAACGUGCCAGAAUUCGCAGCUUCUCUUGUGUCGUGCAACUACGCGGAUGGCUGUACGUUGAAUCCUCACGAUCGCACGUUGACCAGUGGCGGGUCGAGCGGUGGCGCAGGCUCGGCGGUUGGAGCUUACUUGUCACCUGUCGCUGUUACCGAAGACACUGGUGGGUCCACCCGCGCGCCUGCGUUCUCCAACGGAAAUUUCGGUUACGACCCGACGCGUGGGCAUUUUCCAAAUGCUGGGAAUCCAGGAAUGGCCUUGAUCUUGGACCAGCUGGGCCUCAACGCCAGGAGUAUCGAGGACAUCCUGGCCAUUGAUUCGGCUGUAAGCGACUAUGACCCUUCCACUGUUAAGGCCAAGGAGGUCGGCAAGCUUCGGAUUGGUGUUCCCCGGUACCCGUUUGUGGAGUCCUACAUCCCAGCAGGGGGGGAUAAUCCUUUUGGCAUCGAGGCCCCGAUGGCCUACAUGCCCUCCAAGCCCAUCAUGGCCAAGUACGAGGCAGCCAAGGAAGCGCUGCGCAAGGCGGGUGCCACCCUGGUGGCCAAGGAGUGGCCCUCGGAAGAAGGUCAGAAUGUGCUGGCCAGGGCGUUCUUUCAGAUGAAGAUGGGGAAGGAAGUGGUCAGCCCGCACUUCCACGUCUUCUCCACGUACAUGGGCCAGGUGGCGCAGUGGAUGUAUGACUACCUUGGAGUGAAUGCCACGAUUGCCGAUGUCUUCGCGGAUGCACAGAGUGCGGGUGCUGGCCACUCCCCCAGAGGCUUCAUGGCGCUGUCGAGUGUCGCAAGCGAGGCGAAGCUGAACUUCAUCCUGCAGGAAUUGCGGGCUGCUGGGGCGGAUGCCUGGAACCGGCUCUUCGACGAGGAAAAUCUGGACGUCAUCUUGAUUCCCGGUUAUCUGCACACGCCCACCUACGAAUGCAUGGCCAGUUCCACUUGCGAGCACCAGGUGAAGAACCUGACCAGUGGCGAGGUCGUGUCGCGUGCGGAGUUUACCUCUGUUCAGUCGCUCUUCAUGCACACCUUUUCCAUGAAGCACAUCCCGCUGCCCAAGAUGAUGGUGCCCGUGGGCCUCGACCCGCAGGGCAGGCCCGUGGGGCUGCAGCUCCUGGGUCGUGCCGGCCCCCCAGGCUCCCGAGGCCUCGGCUACUCCUACGACACUGAGCUGCUUAAGGUUGUGGACUUGCCAUUCCUCAAGACAGCCCAGGCUGCUGUGGCCGCCAUGGUUGCAGCCGACCCUUCCCUGGCACGGGUGGAGCCUUCCCUGGUGCGGGGCAAGGACAACCUUUUCGAGUGA
Symbiodinium natans is the source of this 1869-nucleotide messenger RNA. The record is from the annotation of a GenBank genome assembly. Lineage: Eukaryota; Dinophyceae; Suessiales; Symbiodiniaceae.